AUGAGUAGGAUGAAAUUGGAAAAUCUCACGCAACUGGAGGCCUACUACAUCGAAACCCUGCUCGGUUUGCUGAAAAACAUCCACCUCUCGACCAACAGCCACAAGGUGCAACCGGUCUUCUGGCAGGAAGUAUUCGACAACGGCGUUCGUGUGACCUCGAUAGCCAAGGCCGAAGUACGAGGUACCAUCGGACGCUGGGACGAGGAGCGCUCGACUGGAGGCCGCUUCCUCCUGGCUAUGGCUGCAGGAGCGAGCGACCUCGGAAGGGAACAGAGCCGAAGUCCACAUAGCGACUAG
Molecule: messenger RNA, 297 nt
Organism: Protopolystoma xenopodis
Lineage: Eukaryota; Metazoa; Platyhelminthes; Monogenea; Polystomatidea; Polystomatidae
Source: the annotation of a GenBank genome assembly